Molecule: messenger RNA, 915 nt
Organism: Papaver somniferum (opium poppy)
Lineage: Eukaryota; Viridiplantae; Streptophyta; Magnoliopsida; Ranunculales; Papaveraceae
Product: receptor kinase-like protein Xa21
Exons: 2
Coding region: 92-496 (134 amino acids)
Biological process (GO): protein phosphorylation
Molecular function (GO): ATP binding; protein kinase activity
Source: RefSeq, a predicted model, not a curated record
AGUUAGACAUAGAAAUUUACUCAAGAUUGUAACUUGUUGUUCGAGUACUGAUUUUCAAGGUAAUCCUUUCAAGGCUCUAGUUUUUGAGUUAAUGGUUAAUGGGAGUCUAGAGAAUUGGCUGCACCCGACUAUAAGUGAUGUAAACAAUGACGAUCAGCUACAAGUGAAGAAUUUGAAUCUAGAACGAAGAUUGAGCAUUGCAGUAGAUGUUGCUUUUGCAUUAAAUUAUCUUCACCAUGAUUCUCAAUCACCCAUUGUGCAUUGUGAUGUGAAGCCGAGUAAUGUCCUUCUUGAUGAUGAUUUAACUGCCCAUGUGGGUGAUUUUGGCUUGGACAAAUUCCUUAAUAAUUCCUCCAGUAAUUCUAGACAGCUGAAUGAACAAGACGCAAGCUCAGUUGCAAUAAAGGGCUCCAUCAGUUAUGUUUCUCCAGAAUAUGGAAUGGGGGUGAAGUGUCGACACAAGGUGAUGUGUAUAGCUACGGAAUUCUUUUGCUAGAGAUGUUUAUAGGAAAGAGGCCAACUGAUGACAUGUUUAGGGAUGGCCUAAACAUUCAUGACUUCUCUAAGAUGCAUGAGUUGCCAGAGCAUAUUGAGGAGGUUAUCUAUUCACGUUUGUUGAUGGAAUUAAGAGAAGAUCAUAACGAUGCUGAAAUUACCAAUUACAAUAUCUUGAGGAACGAAAGAAUAAGCAUAGGUAGAGAUAGAAUGAGACAAAUCUUGGCUUCCAUAAUUCAGAUUGGAGUUAAAUGUUCUUCAGUGUUACCUUCAGAUAGAUGCAGCAUGAAUGAGGUUGUUGUGGAUGUUCAAGCUGUUAAAAAUCAGUUUCUUGGUGUUGGACUGUAAUCAUAGAACAGAACUCCUUUCACGACUAAUUUGUAUUUGUGUUCUGUAUCUUGGGGGAUUCCUCUUCCUUAA